CUUGGGGGGUGGAGCUUAAGCGGCGAUCGCUACACGAACACGAUCCACGACAGUCGUCUACAGCGUCCCUCCGCGCUUGGGCUUGCUCGUGAAUCUUCAAAAAUGCUCCAGUUACGAUACCGAUUCCUGUGUCUUGUCGUGGGAUUGCUCCUUUUCGGAGGAACAAGAGCGGAGGAUGUGGAAAGUCCAGGCACCGUUGAAGCUGACCUUGGGGCUGAAGUGGAAGGAUCACGUACUGAUGAUAAUGUAGUGGCCCGGGAAGAGGAGGCUAUAAAGCUGGACGGACUCAAUGUGGCACAGAUCAAAAAAAUGCGGGAGAAAGCAGAAAAGCACGUUUUCCAAGCAGAGGUCAACCGGAUGAUGAAGCUUAUUAUCAAUUCUCUGUACAGGAACAAGGAGAUCUUUUUGAGGGAGUUGAUCAGCAAUGCCUCUGAUGCCCUUGACAAAAUCCGUCUGCUGUCACUGACAGACAAGGAUCAGCUCAGUACUAAUCCGGAGUUGGCCAUCAGAAUAAAAGCAGACAAGGACAACCACGUACUUCACAUCACCGACAGUGGUAUUGGCAUGACAAAAGCAGAUUUGGUCAAUAACCUUGGAACAAUUGCAAAAUCUGGAACUUCAGAAUUUUUCUCUAAACUACAGGAGUCGGAGAAUGCAGAUGAGACAAGUGACCUCAUUGGACAAUUUGGUGUUGGCUUCUAUUCAGCCUUCCUUGUAGCUGACAGGGUUGUUGUUACAAGUAAAAACAAUGCUGAUAAACAGCAUGUGUGGGAAUCUGACUCUGCUGAGUUCUCCGUUGUUGAAGAUCCUCGUGGAGAUACCCUAAAGCGAGGUUCCACGGUCUCUCUGCAUUUGAAGGAAGAAGCCUAUGACUUUUUGGAGGUUGACACUGUGAAGAGCUUGGUGAGGAAGUACUCCCAGUUCAUAAACUUCCCCAUUUACCUGUGGGAGUCUAAAACAGAGGAGGUAGAGGAGCCUCUUGAUGAAGAUGAGGUUGAAGCUGAGGAGGACAAGGUUGAAGAGGAUGAAGAAGGUAAAGUGGAGGAAGAGAGUGAAGAAAAGCCCAAGACGAAGAAAGUCUCAAAAACCACUUGGGACUGGAAUCUUGUGAAUGAUGCUAAGCCCAUUUGGACAAGGAAACCUUCAGAGAUUGAAGAUGAAGAGUAUAAUGAAUUUUACAAGAGCUUGAGCAAGGAUACCAAAGAACCUUUGGCAAAGACUCACUUUGUGGCUGAAGGAGAAGUGACCUUCAAGUCCUUAUUGUUUGUCCCGGAAGUUCAGCCCUCGGAAUCCUUCAACAAGUAUGGAACCAAGACUGACAACAUCAAGCUGUAUGUUCGUCGUGUGUUCAUCACUGAUGAUUUCCAGGACAUGAUGCCUAAUUACCUGAGUUUUGUCCAUGGUGUGGUGGACUCUGAUGACCUCCCUCUCAAUGUAUCUAGAGAAACCCUUCAGCAGCAUAAGCUCCUCAAGGUCAUUAAGAAGAAGCUUGUGCGCAAGACACUUGACAUGCUCAAGAAGAUGGAGCCAGAGGAAUACGAGAAGUUCUGGAAGGAGUAUUCCACCAAUAUUAAGCUUGGUGUUAUUGAAGACUCGGCCAACCGUACCCGCCUGGCAAAACUACUGAAAUUCUUGUCAUCUGCAAGCAAGGAUAAGGCUUCUUCCCUGGCUGAGUAUGUUGAACGUAUGAAUGAGAAGCAGGAGCACAUCUACUACAUGGCAGGAUCCAGUCAGAGUGAGGUUGAGAACUCGCCAUUUGUUGAACGUCUUCUCAAGAAAGGUUACGAAGUGCUAUACCUUACGGAGGCCAUAGAUGAGUAUGCCAUCAAUGCCAUCCCUGAGUUUGAGGGCAAAAAGUUCCAGAAUGUAGCCAAGGAAGGCCUAACCAUUAAUGAAGGGGAGGCAGCCAAGGAACGCUUGGAGGAGACAAAGAAGCAGUUUGAGCCUCUGACCAAGUGGCUUAGUGAAGAGGCUCUGAAGGAUGACGUUUUAAAGGCAGUAGUUUCGGAGCGUUUAACAGACUCGCCAUGUGCACUAGUUGCAAGCAUGUUUGGGUGGACAGGCAACAUGGAGCGCCUGGCAAUAUCAAAUGCACACCAGAAAUCUCAUGACUCUCACAGGGACUAUUACCUUAGUCAGAAGAAGACCAUGGAAAUAAAUCCUAGACAUCCUCUUGUCAAGGAACUUUUGAGACGUGUUGAAGAUGAUCCAAGUGAUGCUAAGGCAAAGAACAUUGCUUUGAUGAUGUAUCAUACAGCCACCCUGAGGUCUGGUUACAUGCUGAAAGACACCGUACACUUUGCAAAGUCUGUAGAAGAAAUGAUGCGACAGACACUUGGCGUGUCUUUAACAGAACAAGUUGAGGAGGAACCAGAGAUUGAAGAGCCGGAGGAUGAGGAGGAUGAACAGUUAUUGGAGGAGGAUGAUGAUGAGGAAGAGGAGGAUGCUGGUGAAGUUGAGGAGAUGCACGAUGAAUUGUAAACUUUUUUUUUUUUUUUGGAUUUAUUUGCAAAUUUGGCCAAAAUCUUUGGUUCUACUUUAUAAUUGAACAUGGGCAUUGGUUUAUUUAUGAGGUAUGGAUUUUACCUAACUGUCGGGCCCUUUCAUGCAUCAUUUGUUGAAUGUAAUGCGUGUUCAUCCUUGCAAUGUACUGGGUGUUCCAUAUUUAGAAAGUGAAUAUUCACUUUAGUGCCCAUCUAAGUAUGUUAGAGGUUGAAUGAUAUACAAAGUUCAUUUUUCAUUUCCUGACUAGGAAGCACAGUAACUGCAGACAUUUUGGCAGCUGUAACUUGGGUACUUUACUGCUGUAUAGUAUGUUUGCAAUUACUAUUUAGGUUCAAAUUCUCACAUUACUGGUUCGAAGAAUGUAUUUCACAAAUGAGUUCAGUUACUACAAGAGUUUAUGGGUGAUGUGUAACAUUCCUUUAAGCAAUGUGUAAGUGUGUGUACAGUCAUAAAUCAUUUUCAUAAGUAAAUA
Penaeus chinensis is the source of this 2977-nucleotide messenger RNA. It is a transcript of the gene Gp93, whose product is annotated as endoplasmin-like. NCBI's taxonomy places the organism in Eukaryota, Metazoa, Arthropoda, Malacostraca, Decapoda, Penaeidae. Gene Ontology annotation, molecular function: ATP-dependent protein folding chaperone; ATP binding; ATP hydrolysis activity. The transcript is spliced from 15 exons. The record is from RefSeq and is a predicted model, not a curated record. The coding region runs from base 103 to 2481 and encodes 792 amino acids. Gene Ontology annotation, biological process: protein folding.